Messenger RNA from Colletotrichum karsti, 3183 nucleotides. RefSeq names its product kinesin family protein. Bases 1 to 3183 code for a protein of 1060 amino acids. Gene Ontology annotation, biological process: microtubule-based movement. Lineage: Eukaryota; Fungi; Ascomycota; Sordariomycetes; Glomerellales; Glomerellaceae. The record is from RefSeq and is a predicted model, not a curated record. Gene Ontology annotation, molecular function: microtubule binding; microtubule motor activity; ATP binding. The transcript is spliced from 4 exons.
AUGGUCGUCGACCCCGGAGCGUCGUCCAUCACGGUCGCAGUUCGAGUGCGACCAUUUACGAUCCGAGAGGCUGCUCAAUUGACACGAACCGAUGAGGGUACCAUGUUCUUGGGCGACGGCUCUCUUGCCGCUGCGCCUCCCAAACUCCAGACACGCGGUAUUCGACCCGUAAUCAAGGUUGUCGACGACAGGUGCCUUGUCUUCGAUCCUCCUGAGGACAACCCAGUUCACAGAUUUGGCCGAUCCGUCGUCCCCAACGGCAAGAAAGUCAAGGACCAGACCUUUAUGUUUGAUCGAAUCUUCGACGACAAUGCCACACAAAACGAUGUCUACGAGGGAACAACAAAACAGCUGAUCGACAGCGUUCUGGACGGAUACAAUGCUACCGCUUUCGCUUACGGCGCAACCGGCUGCGGCAAGACACAUACCAUCACCGGUACAUCGCAGCAUCCUGGUAUCAUCUUCCUCACCAUGCAGGAACUGUUCGAGAAGAUCCAGGAGCGAAGCCAGGACAAAACCACCGAGGUCACCCUGUCCUACCUCGAAAUCUACAACGAGACCAUCCGCGACCUGCUGGUCCCCGGAGGCAGCAAACAGGGAUUGAUGCUCCGCGAGGACUCGAACCAGGCCGUGUCGGUCGCUGGACUGACGAGUCACCAACCCAAGGACGUCCAGGAGGUCAUGGACAUGAUUGUUAAGGGUAACGAGUAUCGCACAGUCUCCCCGACCGAAGCCAACGCAACAUCCUCGCGAUCCCACGCCGUCCUCCAGAUCAACGUCGCUCAAAAGGACCGCAGCGCGUCCGUCAACGAACCACACACCAUGGCUACUUUCAGCAUCAUCGAUCUCGCAGGCAGCGAGCGUGCUAGCGCCACAAAGAACCGCGGCGAGCGCCUCAUGGAAGGUGCAAACAUCAACAAGUCCCUCUUGGCUCUGGGAAGCUGUAUCAACGCCUUGUGCGACCCACGCAAGCGCAACCACGUACCAUAUCGCAACAGCAAACUCACUCGACUGCUCAAGUUCUCCCUCGGCGGCAACUGCAAGACGGUCAUGAUUGUCUGUGUCAGUCCUUCGAGCGUGCAUUUCGACGAGACGCAAAACACCCUCCGAUACGCGAACCGAGCCAAAAACAUCCAGACCAAGGUCACCCGAAACGUCUUCAACGUGAAUAGACAUGUGAAGGAUUUCUUGGUCAAGAUCGAUGAGCAGAUGGCGUUGAUCAACGAGCUCAAGGCGCAGCAGAAGGAUGCCGAAAAGAUCUUCUACGCCAAGUUCCGCAAGCAGAUGGAGAAACGCGACUCCGUCGCUCGCGAGGGAAUCCAGCGUAUUCGUGCGGCGUACGAUAACUCUGGCUCUGAGCGCAAGGACAAGAUUCACAACAUGAAGAAGCUGAGGGCUUUCGAGAGGCGAAUCGGUCUCCUUUCUGCCUGGAUUGCGUCCUUCGACACCGUCUGCGACACAAGGGGAGAGGAAGACAUGAUGCCCCCGCCUCUUGUUGCCAUCCGCAAGACUGCGCAGGGUAUCAUGGUUGAGUUGGAGCACAGCCGCCAGCAUAUUCACCAGAAGCUAGAGAAUACCAAAUGGGAGCGAGCCAUCGAUACCGCGCUGCAUCACAGCCUGCAGCAGUUGCCAGGAGGUGAUGCUGAUAGCGCCGAGGUGGACAGUCUGACCCGCGAGGCAGAACUUCUGAAGUCCAACUUUGGUCGGGAAGCCAACCGGGAGGUUCUGGAGAUGGACAAAGCAGGAGAUGCCGCCAUGGUGCAGGUUCUUCUCACGGCCCAGUUCGACAUGCUUGCUUCCCUCGCCGAUACACUUGCCAUGAACGAAGAGGAUGCGGUCGCGCACGCGAAGCAAAUCAUCAACCGACUGUUGGAGGCUGGCUUCUCAGCCGCAUCCCAUAUCGUCAAGCCCGACGGUGCGAAGAUCCCCAUCGAGAAGUUUUCUCCCACCAAGAAGGGCACCCCGAAGCGCAAGAAGGCGGUUGUGAACCACAUCGCGCCUGUACCACAGCCUGCCUUCGUCCCGGCCCCCGAGCCUUCGCCGCAAAAGACGCACGCAUCACCGCUCAAGUCCUCACCCCGUCGUAAGAAGGCAGGCGCUCCGCGAAGUCCUCGUAAAGGGGUCUCUUUCACGCCCGUGAAGAAGAAGAUGGAGUUCAAGCGUGCGGUUCGCUGGAGGGACGACGAGACGGAGCAAGGGACCCUAGCGGAUUACGACAAGACGCCGAAGAAGUACGACUCGACACCAGAGCAGAGCAACUCCCCCGAAAAGUUCGGCCCCCCGUUGAGGAUGCCCGCGCUCCCCUCUUACCUGCAAACGGACGACAACACCACCUCUUCCAUCUCUGACUCCAGUCCCACGCUGGAGCUGCCCGAGACCUCUUCCAUGCCGAUGGCUAAGCCCAACAGAUUUCAGGCUGGGUUCCUGUCCAAGGGGGCGACCCGCGUGUCAUCUGUUGGUUCCAUGUCCGGAUCCCCGACAAGUCUUCCGAUCAUGUCGGCUUCUUAUGGUUCGUCGCCGCUCUCUGACAGCGGUCGCUCCGCUCCUCUGCGAGCCCUUGACGUUCACCGGUCCUCCAACCUCUCUCCUCCAGCCUUUCGCUCAAGAAUCGCGAGAGCUAGCCCGCCACCCAGGACCUCCCUCUCAGGAAACGGCCUCUCUGCUGACGAGAACAAUCCGCCCUCGUCCCACGCGGCCUCCGGUUCCGACUCGGAGUCUCCUAGCAUCGACCCCAGAAAGAUCCGAAACGCGUUGCAGAACAUGAAGAAGGUUCGUGGCGACCAUCGCCGCAUCUCUUCCGUGUCGGGUACGGCGUCGUCGAACGCAAAGCGACACUCCUCCAUCAACUCGAAUGCUUCACACCACAGAGCAUCACUCAGCUUCUCCGGUCCCUUGGCUAGCAGUACUAACGGUAUCUCGAGAAACCGACGAGCUAGUGCUGAGCGGAGACUCUCGCCACCCAUUACGUGCUCGCCGCCUGACGUCCGAGGAGAUCGGGCAUUCACUGCUGGUCAAGCCAGAAGAAUGCACCUCGGAGGCAGUUUGAGGGGAGACGGAGGAAGCCCACAGCAACACAGAGUCGCUAGCGCCGGGUUCGGGAACAGGCGCAUCACCAUCGGCAGUCUCGCGGCCAAUGGCAAGAUAGAGAAGGCAUCCAGACCGGCGGUGGCCGGCUGGCGUUGA